This is a messenger RNA of Bombina bombina (fire-bellied toad), 1278 nucleotides long. It is a transcript of the gene POP7, whose product is annotated as POP7 homolog, ribonuclease P/MRP subunit. Gene Ontology annotation, cellular component: nucleolar ribonuclease P complex; nucleus; ribonuclease MRP complex. Gene Ontology annotation, molecular function: nucleic acid binding. Gene Ontology annotation, biological process: tRNA 5'-leader removal. The transcript has 2 exons. The record is from RefSeq and is a predicted model, not a curated record. Lineage: Eukaryota; Metazoa; Chordata; Amphibia; Anura; Bombinatoridae. The coding region runs from base 294 to 770 and encodes 158 amino acids.
AGAGCAUACAAAAGUAGCAGUUGUGAGACGGAAAUGUGGAGGCCAUUUGUAGGUAGACUAGGUGCUGAGGUGGCAACCCUAUGGUAGACAUAGGUUUUCUAAUGGCUUUAUGUAAAUAACGUUAGCGGAAGUAUUUAACAUGGUAAAUUCAUUGGGGCCCAGAGAAUGCUGCGUUGCAAAUCUGUAACCAAUGUGUUCAACAGCAAAACUGCAGGUUGGGAGCACUAUCUAGUGGCCCAGUCGAUAUAGCCGUCCUCUCUGCUAUAUUUGAUAUCACUUUUUUAUUUAUUUAAAUGGCAAUAGAUCUCUUACGACAUUCAUGCACGGCAUCUAUAAUAGCCAGGACUUCUGGGGAGUAUUACAGGCAGGAAUACACAGCUAAGGACAUGGCUGAACAGAUGCAGUCUCUGGAACAGAUCUCUCACCGACGAAGGCCACCCCCACGUCCUCCACGUGGUCCCAAUGACAUCUAUGUAAACACAAAAACUGAUUUCCGAGCACAACUUGCACGUUGUCGUCGCCUUCUUGAAGCUGGAAAGCAUAGUGAGCUCAGGGUGCAUGGGUUGGGCCUUGCAAUUGGACGUGCCAUUAACUUGGCUUUGCAAUUGCAGGCUUCAGAACCUGGGGUACUCCAGAUCUCUGCUAGCACCUCAACUGUGGAACUGACUGAUGAUCUGGAGUCAGAGGGGGGAGAGGACAUGGAACCAGAGGCUCGGAGCCGGAAUAAUUCUGCAAUCCAUAUCCGUGUGUACCGGCCUCAAACAAAAUGAGGAAGAUAUGGAGCAUCCUCAUCUGGUGAUAUUGCAGAUCUGGCAUCAUCUGCAAAUUUACAAUACAUGCAGACUCUUCAUGUGCAGACUGUUUUAUUGAAGUUUUUUCACUAACGACAAGGGAUUUGUAAAUUGUUAAUCCAAAUUUAGUUCCCAUAUUUGGCCAUACAACCUUGUUAUUUGUUUACCAUGAUAAUAUAUAUAUAUAUAUAUAUAUAUAUAUAUAUAUAUAUAUAUAUAUAUAUAUAUAUAUAUAAUUAAAGAGUGUUUUGUUCUAGAUACUUAUACAAUGUGUAUGAAGUUGAUUUAGAGAAUUAUGAAAUUAAAUAGUGUCAUUGGAAUGGUGUGAGUGGAUUAAAAUAAAUUAAUACAAUGUAUUUGUCCUAAAAUACUUUGUUGUGAUUGUAUAAUGCUAGAAAAUAUAUGUAAGCUAUUUAAUAUCGCAUUAAAUUAUUUUUUUUUUGUUUCAUAUAAGGGGUGGUAAAAUAAAACGUUCUUGUACAGAAAA